CAGAUCAUUCUCAUAUAUAUUAUCCACACAAUAUAUUAAGACAGAAAACAUUUAUUGCUAUCUCUCACCUGUAUUUAGUUUCUUGGAUUAUUUUUUUCAAAGAGUAAGAUCCAAUCCAUGAAAAUAGCUAGUCUUCUCAAGUUUUAAUGAUACAUAAUUUGUACGCGCAAAUAUUUCUCUCUCACCUCUCUCUACAACGGCCUAAAUCCAAUUCUAUAUAUAUUGUUGUCAUUUCUUGCAUACCCUUUUUGUUUCAGAAACAUUUUCUUUGAAGGAAGAAGAAAAAAUAUCGUCUUUUUAUUGUUUUUUUGAAUAUGCAAAUCAAGAAAUCUUUCUCAAUGUCCUCUCGCACAGGAAGAGAUUUGCAAAGAUACAAUCGUGGUUGUCGUCAAGUUGUUGGAUGCAUUCCAUAUAGAUGCAAGAAAACGGACCCAUCAUCAUGUGUUCAGGGUAACCCUAUAGAUAAUUUGGAAUUUUUAUUGAUCAGCUCACAGAAGAAUCCAAGAAUGAUGUUUCCUAAGGGUGGUUGGGAAAUUGAUGAAUCAUUGGAAGAGGCAGCUUCAAGAGAGACCUUUGAAGAAGCUGGAGUGGUUGGUGAGGUUGAGGUUCAGGAAUAUUUAGGUACCUGGAGUUUCAAAAGCAAAAGCCAAGGCACAUUUCAUGAGGGUCACAUGUUUCCUCUGCGUGUCACGGAGGAACUAGACGAUUGGCCUGAGAAAACUGUUCGUCGGCGUUUAUGGGUGAAAUUUAGUGAAGCCAGGGAAGUAUGUUGGCAUCCCUGGAUGAAAGAAGCAUUGGAUGUCUUUGCUUCUAAGGUGUCAAAGAGAAAAGAAGGGACUCAGUUAUACCAUUUCAAGGACUUGUCGGAUGAAAAUACUGUAGUGUGUUGUAGCUAAACCAAUACUACCAUUUAUUGUAAAGCCAAGAAGGCUAGCAAGCAUUCUUCAAUGAUCAAGAGCCAAGGAUUAGGUGCCACAUUCUCUUUCUGUAACAGCCCUGUCUGUGCGGGCUUCGGCCCAAAGUGGAUAAUACUUUAAUAGUUGGAACACGGUGUUACACUUUCCCAAAAGCCAAAUACUACCAUACUGAGCCCAUACUUCAUGCCCUUCUUGAAUUGGAAUCGUUGAGUUCAGAUUCAGAGUUGACUGAACGACUUCAUCUUAAUGAGUAGCUUACUGAUGAACCUAGAAUCAGUACUCCAAAGCCAAGCCAAUUAGUACUCCAUGUUAAGUGAAGAACAGGGAAUGAACACCAAAUCCAAGAGAAGGUUCAAUGAUCACAAACGAACAAACAUUGUUGCACAAAGUUAGCAAUGAAAGGAAGGAAGAAAGCUGUUCGACAUUAUGAACCAAGAAUCAGUUUUGUAGCUUUAAGUCCUUGAAUCGAUGGCUAUUGGAUAGAGUUCUUAGAAAUCUGAAAGCAAGAAUCAGCAUACAUUGUAUAGCAACUGAAAGUGCACAACAAAUUACAAGAUAUCGAAGGAACCUUUCGAACCUUAUUUUACAUGACAACUUGAAAUGCCGGGAAUCGGUAUUAUUCUGCAACCAAAUGGAAGAGACAAUAUUUGGAUGUGUUACUGCCUUACUGUGACACCUUGUUUAAGAUGGUGGUGAGAACUAGCAUCUUGGACUUUAUCAACUUUCUCAAAUUGUGCUGCCUGCUCAAGCUACCAAAGGAAGAGGUGAAAAGUUGAUAAUGGGGGAUUCAUAUGAAAGUAGAGAGAACUAGAGGACAUGGGUUCAUUUAGGGGUUAAUUGUAGAUGUUAUGCACAAAAAAUUUCCUGACUUUUUAUUUAA
This is a messenger RNA of Lycium barbarum (goji berry), 1797 nucleotides long. Its product is annotated as nudix hydrolase 18, mitochondrial-like. Gene Ontology annotation, cellular component: nucleus; cytoplasm. The coding region runs from base 315 to 896 and encodes 193 amino acids. Gene Ontology annotation, molecular function: pyrophosphatase activity. The transcript is spliced from 5 exons. The record is from RefSeq and is a predicted model, not a curated record. Lineage: Eukaryota; Viridiplantae; Streptophyta; Magnoliopsida; Solanales; Solanaceae.